GGCUGUCCUCUUGGGCCGGGUACUCCUGGGUGGGGGUGGCCGAGGCCAUUGGCCGAGAGGCAGGAGGGGCGGGGUCCUCCGGUGCCGCUGCGGGUCUGGCUGAACAGGAGGAGGCCAGCGGCCGGCUGGAGAGGCACGCGUUGAUCUGCUGCGUUUCUGUCUUGUCAUGGCACCGUCGCCCCUGAAAGUGUGCAUCGUGGGCUCGGGGAACUGGGGUUCAGCUGUUGCAAAAAUAAUUGGUAACAAUGUCAACAAACUUCAGAAGUUUGCCUCCACGGUCAAGAUGUGGGUCUUCGAAGAAACAGUUAAUGGGAGGAAACUGACAGACAUCAUAAAUAAUGACCAUGAAAAUGUGAAAUAUCUCCCUGGACACAAGCUGCCAGAAAACGUGGUGGCCGUCCCAAACCUCGGUGAGGCCGUGCAAGAUGCAGACCUGCUGGUGUUCGUCAUUCCCCACCAGUUCAUCCACAGAAUCUGUGACGAGAUCACCGGGAAGGUGCCCAAGCAAGCGCUGGGCAUCACGCUCAUCAAGGGCAUAGACGAGGGCCCGGACGGGCUGAAGCUCAUUUCCGACAUCAUCCGAGAGAAGAUGGGCAUCGACAUCAGCGUGCUGAUGGGAGCCAACAUUGCCAACGAGGUGGCUGCCGGGAAGUUCUGCGAGACCACCAUCGGCAGCAAAGUAAUGGAGAAUGGCCUCCUGUUCAAAGAGCUCCUGCAGACGCCCAACUUCCGAAUCACAGUGGUGGACGACGCAGAUACUGUUGAACUGUGUGGUGCUCUCAAGAACAUCGUAGCCGUGGGAGCCGGGUUCUGCGACGGUCUCCGCAGCGGGGACAACACCAAAGCUGCCGUCAUCCGCCUGGGGCUCAUGGAGAUGAUCGCCUUCGCCAGGAUCUUCUGCAAGGGCCAGGUGUCCACCGCCACCUUCCUGGAGAGCUGCGGCGUGGCCGACCUCAUCACCACCUGCUACGGCGGCCGGAACCGCAGGGUCGCCGAGGCCUUUGCCAAGACUGGAAAGACCAUUGAAGAGUUGGAGAAGGAGAUGCUAAAUGGGCAGAAGCUCCAGGGGCCUCAGACCUCCGCUGAAGUGCACCGCAUACUCAAACAGAAGGGGCUGCUAGACAAGUUUCCGCUGUUCACGGUGGUGUAUCAGAUCUGCUACGAAGGCAGGCCCGUUCAGGAGAUGCUGUCCUGUCUGCAGAGCCACCCGGAGCACGUAUAGGAAGCACAUGCAGCAUGCCAGGCAGCGCGCUGCCUCUCCCAUCAGUCUUUUGGGUUCAGACGGAAACUGGGACUUAGCCACCAGAUGUUUGCUUGCCUGUGACCCCAUCAUGGAUGUGUAUGAAUUUUUACAGGUUCGUCGUUAAAUUUCGAGAAGUGGAUCAUUGGCUGAGGUGUACUGAGCAACACCUAGACGCACACACGUGAACACGUGAGUGUUCAUUCCUCAUUCUGUGGAUGAUUUUAUGAACCAAAAUUAAAAGUCCUUUUUAAAAAUUACUUUGAAACUUCCCCACUGUGGUAGUUUAUAAGACUGGGACUAUCUCCACUAAAUUUCUUAGAUGUAAUCCAUUUGUCCUUGAGUGAAGGGACUUUUUUCCCCCUCGUUAUCUGGAUGUUAAAAUUUAACCAGCAUUAAUAACGUGGUAGAAUGGAAGAGGGAGUGUGUUCAAAGAUCAACAGACUAACUUUUAAACAUUCUCUCAAAGCCAGCAUAAUUAACGACUUUGAUUGUGAGUCGACUUUUUUUUUCCCUUAAAACAAUCAGGUAUUUUUAAUUAGAUAAUCCACUAGGCAUCUUCCUAUCGCUGCAUUUUUCUGUGUUUUUAGCCUCUUUGCCCUUCAUUAGCUGCUAGAAUGUGCUUUCACAAAGGCUCAGCAGUGGCAGAAGACAGAAGUCUCAUCUGGGACUCCCCCGCUGUGACUGACCCCUGUGUGUCAGACAGCAGUUCUGGGCAGGCAUUUCCUUUACGCUUCGCCGGUCCCCUGAGAGGGGGCGCUGUUACUCCCCUCUGAGGAUGCUGCCUCUGUGCCUGGUCACCUGGUAAGGGGGUGCAGAACCAGGAGUUCAAAGUCCAUUUCUCCCCCACUCCACCAAUGUGCCCUGAGACUUUCUCAGGUGUCACGGGCUGGAUUGGCCUCCCCCUCAUUGGGCGUGGCCAGGGGCCCCCGUGCAACGCCCUGUGCGACCUUUCCUGAGGCCACAAGGCUUCCUGCUGCUGGGGUUUGUGUGUGGCACUGUCUAGACUGGCAAUUUUCAACCUUUUUCAUCUCGUGGCACACAUAAAUGACUAAAAUUAGGCAGCAUACCAAAAAAUACAUUUUUUGAUGAUUUGACCAAAAAAAUGGGUAUAGUCAGGUAUUGCAUGUUUUUUAAAAUUCUUGUGGCACACGGUUGAAAAUUGCUGGUCUAGACUCAAAGUGUGUUCGUCACUCCAUCUAGUGCAGGUUCCCCAGGUCCCGCCACAGACCUGUGAAGUGGGGUGUGACGUGUGUGCCUCAACACACCUUCCAGGUGCUUCUGGCGUUCACAACAGUUUUAGAAGUGCUGCUUUAGAAAAUGCCCUUUGGAGUGGCAUUUCUCAAACCGUGUGCCCUAGGAGACAAGUGUCCUGGGAUGCAGGGGUGGGUCAUUCUGGGUGUUCCCUGACAAGGUCAAGUGAGUUUGGGGAGAGCUGAAUCUUGGUGGUGUAGAAUGUGUGUUCAUACGUCAGUGGGACCUGCUUAUUUAUCCUCACCAGUUCCAAAUACAUUAGAUUAUGGAGAUUUUUUUUUUAGCAAGGAAAUUUGCCAGAGUGUCCUGGGGACAACACUGUUCUCGCCUGAGGUGACCUUAGGAUAACUCACACGCACCCUUCCCUCCUUGUAUGAAAUUGGGGUGAGUGAGCACCUGUGGUCAUGUUAGUUCUCGGCUUGACAGUUCAGGUCUGCCAUGAAGCUUUGAUGAGGCGUUAAGGUGACGCCCACAAGAACAGCCUCGCUGAAACGCACAUUAUGGGGAGUAAGUACUUUUAGGUUGGAAAUAGAGUGGGAAGGACUGCCUCUCCGUCAAUGAGACUGUGUCAGGGCUGCAUUACGGGUUUCCUUAUGUGGCACUUGAUGAACUAGUGCCACGUUAGGGAAACGUGGGUGUCGCUUAGAUGUUCACGGAUUUUUGGCCACUUUCUGAGAUUUGACCGUUUUUUAUUUUCCAGUCUGGGACUUCUUUUCCCUGUAUCUGAAAUGAUUGUAGAACAGAUUUUUUGUGGGAAUUUUUAAAACUCUAUCCAAAAUGUUUCAGGGGCACUAUGCAACCUCAUCCACAGAAGUAUAUGAAGUUUACCAAAUGCUCUCAAGUUUUAGUGGUUUCAGUGCCACCAUUAAGUUCAUCAGUUUUUGCUUGUCUCAUGACUAAUCCUUUUUAAAGUUGGUAUGUACAUAGGUAACAAAGUGUUACUUUUAAGAUACAUAAAGGACUGUAAGCUUUACAUUGUGGUGUCUAUUAAGUAAGGUAACCAGAGGUGAGGAAUUCUCUCUUGUAUGUUCUCAUCUGUGCUCUGCUUCCUGCUCCGGGUUUGUACUUGAGUGUUUUUCCUUUACAAAUGCUCUUACCACUCCGAAGUCUGCUGACUGUACCUCUUGAACAUACUUAUAUUCUGCACAUUAUGGAAAAAGGCAAAUUUUAUAAGUCUGUGCUCCGCUGCCUAUAGAUAUUUAUUACUCUAUGAGUUAUCUAUUUUUGUAACCACCUGUGGUCUCUCAUAUCUUACCGACGAUAGUAAUAGAGGGAGAUGUCCCGAAGAGAAGCUCAGUUGUACAUUUCAGCAACCUGUGAAUGUAAAAACGGCACUGGUGCCUUGCUCUCCCCCCAUCUAUUAUCAUGUGGAACGGUCACCUGUCUUGAAAUCCGUCGUAGCGGGUGGAGUUGAGCUAAACCCCUUCUGGUUUUUUAUUGAACUGUUUAGCUAUGACGAGGCCCCGUGGCAUUGGCCCAAGGAGUGGUGAGGCACCAGUGUACAAAGGGUUCUGCAGUUUUUCCAUUAAUUUUAAUCUAAGAGCCUCUUACUUACAUAUGCACUGUAUUUGUUUACAGACUAUAGGUGGAUAUAAUUUAAAAACCUGGUUUAAUAAACAUUUAACCCCCCUAAA
Molecule: messenger RNA, 4128 nt
Organism: Artibeus jamaicensis (Jamaican fruit-eating bat)
Lineage: Eukaryota; Metazoa; Chordata; Mammalia; Chiroptera; Phyllostomidae
Gene: GPD1L
Product: glycerol-3-phosphate dehydrogenase 1 like
Exons: 8
Coding region: 167-1222 (351 amino acids)
Biological process (GO): glycerol-3-phosphate catabolic process; carbohydrate metabolic process
Cellular component (GO): cytosol; glycerol-3-phosphate dehydrogenase (FAD) complex
Molecular function (GO): protein homodimerization activity; NAD binding; glycerol-3-phosphate dehydrogenase [NAD(P)+] activity
Source: RefSeq, a predicted model, not a curated record